AUGUAUAAAAUAAACCAGCAUCAGAUUUGGAAGAACUUCAACAAGUACCAGUUUUUGAGAAGAACUCUGCAGUUUGCUUUCUCAGUUUCUAUAUUUGCUUUCUUUGUAUGGUACUCUUCUAGCUUUUUCAUACUCCCUCAGUCCUUCAAUGCCUACUUCUCCACGUGCCCUUUCUCCAUUUUUAUUCAUACUCUUGAAAGGAGAUACAUGUUUCUCAUCUGUAAUAGCAUCCUUGCUUUUCUAGCUAAGAGCACACUCUUGACCUCUUCACCAUCCACGUCACCUUUUGACAUUGAGUUUCAAGCUUCCAAUCCUUUCGAGAUAAAGGAAUCCGUUUCUGAAAAGCCAGUCUUCCCUCAGGGAAGUUUUUUGUUCCUAGAGAAUGCUCCUUUUAUGGUUGGAGAAGAGCUUGAACAAGUGAAAAAGCAAGAAGAAUAUUAUGAAGAAGUAUCAGAAGCUGAAGGAGAAGAGCAUGACACAUUGUUUAUGGAUACCGAAGGAAGAGAGAAUGAAGCUUCUAUUGCAGAAGAAAAACAGGUGGAGGAUAAGGAUGAAGAAGAUGAAGAAAGAGGGACAGGAAGUGGAAUUAUGGUAACACAAGAUGAUGAAAUAGAAGAUACAACAAUGGAAACAAAUAUAGAUGAACUGAACAGAAAGUGUGAAGAAUUCAUAAGGAAAAUGAAGGAGGAGAUCAGGAUUAAAGCCCAAAGAAAUUGCAGUAUAUUACAUGCAUGA
Molecule: messenger RNA, 735 nt
Organism: Gastrolobium bilobum
Lineage: Eukaryota; Viridiplantae; Streptophyta; Magnoliopsida; Fabales; Fabaceae
Exons: 1
Coding region: 1-735 (244 amino acids)
Source: RefSeq, a predicted model, not a curated record